AUGCUUAAAUUCCAGUUUUGUCAGUUAAUUGGAUAAGGAUAAUUUAGUAAGGUUAUGUUAGCCAAAAAUUCUGGACAUUCAUAUGCACUUAAAGUUAUAGACAAACUUAAGAUCCAAAAAUGUAAUCUCAAUUAAUAAGUCUAAAGAGAAAUAGAUAUUCAAUCCAAACUCAAACAUAAAAAUAUUGUUCAAUUAUUCACACAUUUUUAAGAUAAUCAAAAGAUCUAUUUGGUAACUGAGUAUUGUGAAAAAGGAAGUUUGUAUUAAAAACAAUUCACAAAAUCUAAAAUUAAAGAGAUAACUAAAUAGAUUCUUACUGCUAUUUAAUACAUCCAUCAGAUGGGAAUCAUGCAUAGAGAUAUCAAACCUGAAAAUAUCUAUCUAACACAAGAUGAUGUAGUAAAAAUUGGAGACUUUGGUUGUUCAAUUUAAAAAGGAAAACGAAGAAAGACUUUUUGUGGAACUCUUGAUUAUAUGUCCCCAGAAAUUAUACUGAGCUCGAGUAUUAUGAGUUAGUAUGAUGGAUAUGAUGAACGGGUUGAUAUUUGGGCUAUAGGUAUAUUACUUUUUGAAUUAUUCAAUAAUACCGUUCCAUUUCGAGAUAUUAAUAAAUACAAAUAAUAAGAUAGGAUAUGUAGAGAAGAGAUUGUAUUCAAAAAGGGUGAGGAUCCUUUGCUUAUUGAUUUUGUGCAGUGUUGUCUUCAUAAAGAUCCCAAUUAAAGAGCAAAUCUGUAAUAACUCCUGGAACAUCCUUUCUUACAAUUUUGA
Molecule: messenger RNA, 768 nt
Organism: Paramecium tetraurelia
Lineage: Eukaryota; Ciliophora; Oligohymenophorea; Peniculida; Parameciidae
Exons: 2
Biological process (GO): regulation of cytokinesis; mitotic spindle organization; protein phosphorylation
Cellular component (GO): spindle microtubule; chromosome passenger complex; spindle pole centrosome
Molecular function (GO): protein kinase activity; ATP binding
Source: RefSeq, a predicted model, not a curated record